CGAAAUGUACUAAGCAGAAUCGCCAUGGUUGGUUAACUCAGGAUUGCAGACCUUUUCCAGUCCAAAGACGCCGGUUUGCCUAAUUUCGACGUUGAACAAUGGAAUGGCCCCGUUUAGUGGACCUUGAACUAGUGUACACAAAUCCCAUUUAAAAAUCAAGGAAUCGGGAACGAAGAUGCCUGAGGGAAAAAGUCGUUACUCGCAUUCCAACCGCGGCGGUUUGAAUUAAUUGAACCAUGACACGGGUACCCGUUACCAAAAUGAGUCAUCAAUCCUUCUACAUCGCUGUUGUUAUAAACGUACCUACCUACAACUAAAAGUGCCGGCGUUUUGUGCGUACCAAUUUUACAUGGCUACCGUCCUUUAUCUGGUUACCAUUUUUGUGUGCAUUCAAAUCGGUUACGCUUUGAAAUGUUACAAAUGCAAUUCGCAAACAAUGGACGGCUGCAAAAAAGGAUCCGAAAACCUACAGGAGACCAACUGCAGCUUGGAGCACCCCGAUUUUAAUCAGUUUUGUCUGCUAAAAUUCGUAUACGAUGAGCAACAGAAUAAGGAUAACGUUCUCUCUGGUUGCGAAAUUGCUGCCAAAUCGACAAUUUUGAGUACGAAUAUGACUCAGUGCCAAACUGAUGGAAGAUACAGGGUGAAAGAGUGUAUCGUUUGUGAUACCGAGCUGUGUAAUUACACCAAUACCGGUUCAAGCAAGAAAACGUCAAUUUUCUGUACUGCGGUGCUCUUUGUACUAUACAAUUUCCUUAGGUAACUGAUGUACUUCAGAAACUACUUAACACUGGUACCUCAACUACUUAAAUGCCAAUUAAUCUUUGUACAUAAUUGUAUUUUUGAACAAAAAACGGAUUUAUUUAUUAAACCAGUAGAUAUCGCCA
Molecule: messenger RNA, 887 nt
Organism: Photinus pyralis (common eastern firefly)
Lineage: Eukaryota; Metazoa; Arthropoda; Insecta; Coleoptera; Lampyridae
Exons: 4
Coding region: 350-763 (137 amino acids)
Biological process (GO): positive regulation of voltage-gated potassium channel activity; regulation of synaptic transmission, cholinergic; sleep
Source: RefSeq, a predicted model, not a curated record